This is a messenger RNA of Eimeria maxima, 2706 nucleotides long. RefSeq lists its product as hypothetical. The transcript is spliced from 6 exons. Lineage: Eukaryota; Apicomplexa; Conoidasida; Eucoccidiorida; Eimeriidae. The record is from RefSeq and is a predicted model, not a curated record. Bases 1 to 2706 code for a protein of 901 amino acids.
AUGGGGUGCAAGCCUUCGACCCUCGGGCCUCAUGCCCGAGACAGCUCUAACGCUGGUGCUAAUGCAGCUCACGCUGUUGCCUCGCUGCCUACAGACGCGGCUGCAGGGAGAGCUGAAAAUGACUCCUUUGCUGCUGCUGCUGCUGUUGAGCACGCAGCAGAGAUACCCGUAGGCGCUGCGCCGGCUGGCGACAGCAGCUGCACCAACAGCUGCAGCGCCAGCAAGGGCCCAGGAUUGCGUCUGCGUCUCGUCUCUCUCAAGCCGGAUUUCAAGAAUUUCUCUUCUCCUCGCGCGUCUCUUGCAAGCGGCUACGACAAGCUGAAGCGGGGUGCUUCUUCCCUCAAGGCAGCAAUGACUCCCCGCACUGCAACUCCUGGUGCAUCCCCUCGAGAUGCAGAGGCCCUUGAGGCCCCAGGCGGCCCCCACUUCAUCGCUUCGGACGCAAUUAAAGAAGCAGAUAACGCAGCCUGUCUCGACGUCGCAGAAACCAAAAGCCAGGCCGUAAGUGGCCACCUACACACGGUCGUGGAGGCUGCUGCAGCAGGCGACAGAAAGGCAGAAGAAACAAGUAACCACAGAGACACUAAAGAACUCCACACGGAAUUGAUCAACAAAGACUCCCCAUCUCCCCAGCAGCUCAAGGCACUCUGGAUCCUCAUGAAGAUCAAUGCUGCAGCGUCGCCGCAGCAAACGAUGCAGUGGUUGCAUGACCUGGAGGUUCUCCUUGUUACUCUUGAUCCUGUAGAAAGGCAGCAACCUACCCGCAGCAUCCUGCUGGAGGCGAAGGCCCUCGAGAUCUGCCUCCGUCCACUCAGCCAGUCCCCCGAGGAGGUUCAGCUUUGUGUGUCGUCUCUAGCAGUCAUUGUCCACCUCUGCAUGGCAAAAGAAGCGUCUGAAAGACUUCUUGAACUCGGAGGCAUCGACAUCACCGCGAGAGUGCUAAAGAAAUAUUUUUCCAAGGCCAAAAGGUUGCUACGAGACAUUCCGCAGAUGCAUGUUGUCCCUGAAGAAGCGGCAGCAGCAGCAGCCGACGACCAGCAGCAACAGCAUCAGCAGCACGAGGGGCUUCAGCGGUGGGAGGAUAUACCUGAACCCCCAACUCCAGCACCGACACCCGCAGGCGUCUCAGGCACCAAUUCAAACUUCCAAGGGGGCCCUACAACUCCGCAACAACAGCCGAUCCUGAAAGGUGCAGCAGCAGUAGCAGAAGCCGUCGAUUCAUCUCACAAAGAAGCUAAUCAAUCUGCAGAUGCAGCAGAAGACACGCCCACGCCUCAAGAGCAAAGCACAUCAUCCCCUGCGGUAGCGAACCCAACAGCAACAGCAGAAGCAGCAGAAGCUGCAGAAGCUGCAGCAGCAGUGGAUGAUACACAACCAGCAGGAGUAGCGUCUCCCCCAGCAGCAGCCAAUGCCUCUCCUGAACCUUCUACCAAGCCCCAAAGCAACGGGCAAAUAGCAGCUUUCAGGCGCGCGUGUUCGAAGCUUCAGCAGCAGCUGCAGCAGAAGCUGGGCACCUCCACUGACACGACACAGGUAACACAGGAGCAGCUGGACAGUGCCAUGAGAGAACUGAAACUCCUCGUGGAGUUUAUGACCCUCGUGUGGAGACUCGUGUUUGCAACCAGCCUCGACGGAGACGAGUUCGCACAGCGGUGGGCCAGUCUAGGAGUCCCUGAGUUGGCGAUAGAAGCCCUGGGGUCCUCGGAGGCGGUGUUUAAGGAGAAUGGUUUUGUCUGCUGGGGCUUGGGGUCGCUGCGAUUCAUCCCUUUAGCUGUGCCUUCCGUGGCCGAAACGUAUGUACACUCCAAGAUGCUACUCCCCGUCGCCUUCGACCGCAUGGAACUCCACCACACAGACCCUCUCGUCCUUGAAAACGGCCUCGCAGUCCUUGCAAACUACCAACGUAAACAACCUGCGAACAGCCAGCUCUUCAGCAAACAAAGACCAGACGCAUGGGCCAAGUGUGUGUCUUGGUUGUUAGAAGAAGAGUCCCUGUCUCGUGUCGAUGUUUUGUUCCAAGGGCUCUUUGCUCUAGGUCUUGCAUGCAGCUACUGUCCUCUUGCAGCGAAGCGCGUUAGAGAAGCAGGAGGCCUUCUGUUAACAGACAAAGUCCUCGAGGAUAACAGCCAGCUGCCCCGACAGCCUUCAAAUUCCAGCACGGUGGACUCCAAGUUGGCUACUCUGCAGCAAUUUGCUGAGGGUUUACGUUUGCUGCUGCUGAGAUCAGAGCAAGCAGAAGCGGCAGAGAGUGCAGCAGCAACGAAGGAAGAAGCUGCAGCUGCAGCGGCCGUUCCGGUAGACGCCAAGAAAACCACUUCUGCUGCUCCCGCAGCUGAUGGUCCUGCUGAUGUUACCGCGCCAGCUGCUGCUCCAGCUUCGCGAGAUGAAGACAAGGCACCAGCAGCCGAAGAGAGCAACAAGGAAGCCAGUAGCUCUGCCGCAGCAGACAUCCAGGCUGCUGACGACCAACAGGCAGAGGCGACGAAAGAGUUUGUGUUGAAGGCCGAAGAAGAGAGCCGCAAGCUCUGCAAAAAAGCAGAAGAAGAAAAGAAAGAAGAGGAAGAGACAGCUGCUGCCCCCCACCCUGGGGACAUUCCAAAGGAGACAGAAGACACUGAAGCCCAAGCAACGGAUUCACAAAUCAAGGACAACGCAGCAGAAGAACAACCAAACAAACCAUCGACCACAGAACAAAACGACCAGUAG